Messenger RNA from Austrofundulus limnaeus, 1582 nucleotides. RefSeq names its product isthmin-2. NCBI's taxonomy places the organism in Eukaryota, Metazoa, Chordata, Actinopteri, Cyprinodontiformes, Rivulidae. The record is from RefSeq and is a predicted model, not a curated record.
CUCAAACCGGACAGAAGAGAUCUGGAUCUGGAGCAGCUCCAACARGAGAACCUGCUGCAGACGCUUCCUGUAGCUCCUCCAACAUCCAGACACCGCUGGUCCUCACAGCCAGGUGUCCCCCCACCUGUACCUGACGAGGACCUCGACGUCUUCGUCCUGGAUCUGAGGAACGUCCCGGAGCUGGCGAAUGCCGACGUGGGCUCCCAGAACCCCAACAUCCAGGUGACCAUCGAGGUUCUGGAGGACUCGCAGACRGAGACGGAGGUGGAGAUGGACCUCGUCACGGAGAGCCAGAGGAACGACUGGUCGCUCUCAUCCUACGAGUGGAUCAGCAGCCACAAGAAGCUGUUCUGGCCGCUGUUCUGGGAGUACCCGGAUCAGGCGGAGAACGGGCUGGGAGGAGGCCGGCCUGAGGACUACAGCUAUGAUCCGGAGGAACCGGUCCUGAGCGGAGUGGGGGGCGAGUGGGGACGACGCUGGGACAAAGAGUGGAGGACGGAGGACAACUUUGACUCUGUGAUAACAGUCACUGACUUGAUGCCUCUGCAGACCAACAGCACAGACUCUGAUGGUUCUGAUCCAGAUGUGGACAGCUGUGAGAAGUGGUUGAGCUGCAGGAAUGAGUUCCUGCAGAGGUACCUGCACCAGGUGCUCACCGAGCUGCCCAGCUGCCCCUGCUCCUACCCCUCCGAGGUCGUCUACGGCACCGUCGACCUCCAGGACGCCGGGCUCGGCAAGACGUACCGCUGGAGGGACGCCAGCGGCGCCAAGGAGMGGCUGGACAUCUACAAGCCCUCGGCCCGGUUCUGCAUCCGCUCCAUGCUGUCCUACGACAGCACCAUGCUGGCGGAGCAGCACUGCUGCUACGACGGCCGCAUGAGACUGAUCACGCGGGGCAAAGGGGCGGGAGCGCCGGACCUGAUCAGCACCGAGUUCUCCCCCGAGCUGCACUACAAGGUGGACGUCCUGCCCUGGAUCCUGUGCAAAGGGGACUGGAGCCGGUUCCACUCAGUCAGACCCCCCAACAACGGGCUGCAGUGCCCAGAAAACCCCCCAGAGCCCGAGUUCCAGCUGGAGCUCAGAGAGGCUCGGGAGUACUGACGAGUUCUGUGAGUACUGAGUACUGACGAGUUCUGUGAGUACUGACGAGUUCUGUGAGUACUGAGUACUGACGAGUUCUGUGAGUACUGACGAGUUCUGUGAGUACUGACGAGUUCUGUGAGUACUGAUGAGUUCUGUGACGAGUUCUGUGAGUACUGACGAGUUCUGGGAGUACUGAUGAGUUCUGUGACGAGUUCUGUGAGUACUGACAAGUACUGGGAGUACUGACAUGUUCUGUGAGUAUUGAUGAGUACUGAUGAGUACUGAUGAGUACUGUCAGGACCUGGGACGGUUUGAUGACAUCACUCAUGAACCGGAACAUUUCAGACUUUGUGAAGUUUUGUUUUGAUUCUGAGCAGAAAAAAAACUUUAUUUUCUGUUUUCAGCUGAUUUAUGUCUUUAAACGUCUGGAUCAUCUGAACUGCUCGUGUGUGUGUGUGUGUGUGUGUGUGUGUGUGUGUGUGUGUGUGUGUGUGUGUGU